Molecule: messenger RNA, 1279 nt
Organism: Echinops telfairi (small Madagascar hedgehog)
Lineage: Eukaryota; Metazoa; Chordata; Mammalia; Afrosoricida; Tenrecidae
Gene: TMEM138
Product: transmembrane protein 138
Exons: 5
Coding region: 373-861 (162 amino acids)
Cellular component (GO): cilium
Source: RefSeq, a predicted model, not a curated record
ACAGGAGGCGCUGGUCAGCCGGCGACAACGACCGGGAGUCCUGGGGCAGGGUGGCCCAGGACGGCGACUUUCCAAACAUAAAGCGUAAAACUACGCAUAAAGCUGGGAGCUAAAGCCGAGGGUGUAGGUAGAAUGGCGCCCGCGGAGCCCGCGUCCUCCGGGCACUUCCGGCAUUGGCAUCUGGUUUCCGGAAGCCAGGAAGGCGUCCCCAUGACGACCGAGGAUGGCUCUUUGAGCAGAUCCUUGCCUUAGAGCAAGAGAAACAGCCGUGAUUCAGACUGCAGGCCUCUUCUGUGUGGGUGCGAGAGCCAGGAGCUGUUUUCUGGAAAACUCUGGAAUGUGCCCCUGGAGGCCCAAGAGAGCAGAAGGAAGAUGCUCCAGACCAGUAACUACAGCCUGGUGCUCUCGCUGCAGUUCCUACUGCUGACCUAUGACCUCUUUGUCAAUUCCUUCUCGGAGCUCCUCCGAAUAGCGCCCGUCAUCCAGCUCGUCCUCUUCAUCCUCCAGGACGUUGCAAUUCUCUUCAACAUCAUCAUCGUUUGCCUCAUGUUCUUCAACACCUUCGUCUUCCAGGCAGGGCUGGUCAACCUCCUGUUCCACAAGUUCAAAGGCACCAUCCUCCUGACAGUGGUGUACUUCGCCCUCAGCAUCUCCCUUCACAUCUGGGUGAUGAACUUACGCUGGAAAAACUCCAACCGCUUCGUCUGGACCGAUGGACUGCAAACACUGUUUGUGUUUCAGAGACUAGCGGCUGUCCUGUACUGUUACUUCUACAAGCGGACAGCUGUGCGUCUGGGGGACCCUCGCUUCUACCAGGACUCGCUCUGGCUGCGUAAGGAGUUCCUGCAAGGUCGAAGGUGACCUCUUCAGAUCCCUGGAAUGGCGCUGUUCCUUCCUGGUGCUGCUCCCAAGGGGAGGUUGCCCUCCUUGGACGCGUGCAGGCCUGUGUGGCCAGCCUCCCCUCUUGCAUAUUCAAGUGUUCGAGUCCCUCCUGCCUACCUCAGUCCCGUGCCCCACCCUCUCCUGCUCCACCCCUUCAUUAUCUUCUCAGAACCUCUGACUUCUGGGAGCUCUGUGGCUGUCCUUUUGUGUGUGUGGCACAGGAGAACCUCCCGGGCCUGCUUUCCAUGCACCACACGCACUCAUGGCUGAAUGGGCCCAGAGGGAGGCCCCUGGGCGCCUGAGUGCCCACACCUCCGACUCUUAGAUUGAUUCCCAAGAUACUUCCCCCCAACACACACACAUUUCCUAAAUAGGGAAUAAAUGGAUUUUUCCCCUA